AUGCCGAGCACCUCCAGCAUGGCGUGGUCCAAGAGCACCCGCAUCAAAAUCAUGAUCGCCAUCGACACGGCCUUCUUCCUGCUCGAGCUGAUAUCCGGUUUCCUGGCACAUUCGUUGGCGCUAACGGCCGACGCUUUCCACAUGCUGAACGAUAUUAUCUCUCUCGCCAUCGGUCUGUGGGCAGUGAUAGCGUCGCAAAAGGCCACCACCGACGAAUUUACCUUUGGCUGGGUACGAGCCGAGAUCCUGGGAGCCUUCUUCAACGCCGUCUUCUUAAUCGCGCUUUGCGUGUCCAUCAUCCUCGAAGCCUUGACACGCUUUGUCGAGCCGCCCGAAAUCACCAAUCCCAAGCUUAUUCUUAUUGUUGGCUGCGCCGGUCUGUUCUCCAACUUGCUGGGCUUUGUGUCUAGGGGGCGAGAACACCAACGCCGACCGAGCAGAGGUCAUUCUCGCUUUACUAGUAUCGAAGACAUGAGCAUCCACCCCGCCAGCUUCCGACAGGAAAUUAUCGCUGCUAGUAGAGCUGCAUCGUCCAAUGUUCAUGCUGAAAGUGGUGAUGAGUCUCCUUUUGCAGACUCUGAGACCGAGGCUAACGAGGAAUCGGCACUCCUCCCGGAUGGAAAAGCAAAUCUUUCUUACUCUACUGGUUCGGCUCCUAAGAAGCAGAGCGCACGACGAGAUUCUAGCGUGCACCAUGGCCACAACCAUACCCUCCCGCGACAGGCUGGCGCCAAAGUCAGUGGCCAUAACCAUGCCGACAUGGGCAUGCACGCCAUGAUGCUACACGUCAUUGGUGAUGCACUGGGAAACGUCGGUGUCAUUAUAACGGCGCUCGUCAUCUGGCUCACCAACUGGCCCGGCAAGCUCUAUGCUGAUCCGGCAGUCUCGCUCGUCAUUACGGCUAUCAUCCUCAAGACGUCGAUUCCUCUGACUCUUGCUACUUCACGUGUCUUGCUCCAAGCCACUCCUGAAAAUAUCAGCAUCCCGGAAAUCCGCCAGGAUAUUGAACAACUCCCCGGAGUCGUCAGCUGCCAUCAUAUUCACGUCUGGCAGCUCUCUGACACAAAGAUUGUCGCCAGCAUGCAUCUCCAAGUCUCCUUCCCGAUUGACACACGCAGCGGAGAGAAGUACAUGCAGCUGGCCAGGCGCGCUCGGAAAUGUCUUCAUGGCUAUGGCAUCCACAGUGCCACUAUUCAGCCCGAGUUUUGUCUCGAUAUUAAGCAUCAGCACGACGGCGAGGAACCGGCAUUCUCACUUGAUGGGGCAUCUGAUGAACAAAUCCGACCCUGCCUCCUAGAAUGCGUUGAUAACUGCCAAGCACAAGGGUGCUGUAUGGUGGAUACGUCGUCGGCCAGCUCGACUCGAAGAGCUAGUGAAUCUUCACGCAGCGAGGCUCAACAUGACCACCAACAUUAA
Trichoderma atroviride IMI 206040 is the source of this 1416-nucleotide messenger RNA. The record is from RefSeq and is a predicted model, not a curated record. NCBI's taxonomy places the organism in Eukaryota, Fungi, Ascomycota, Sordariomycetes, Hypocreales, Hypocreaceae.